CCUGAUCCUGGUUUCUGAGAGGCUGUCCAGAGAGCACACGCUUCGUGUUAACUUUACUAGGCUGGCAUAAUCUUACUGUCUAGGGUUGCCUAAGCUUGAGUCCCAAGAAAACCCUGAUGGAAGAGAAACACUCAUCUGUUCAACAACUGAGUGAAGGACCUGAUAAAUCAUCUCGUCCACAUUGUCAUUUGAGGGACUCUAUUUUGCACAUUUAGGAAACAUCUUUAGCUCUAAGGAAGGGAAUAAGAAAACACAAAGGCAGUUGAAGAGGCCGCUAGAAUUUAAAGCAAAGUGUCCUUUUGCCUUGAGUGUAUAAAAUUAAAAGUGCUUUCCAGAUGGGUUACUGAAUUCACUCAAGAACUGGCAGCCAAUGAAAGAUAGGCUUGCAGACUGACUCUUUUGUACUAUUUGCCAUACCUUCCUCUUCCACCUGUGAACUCCAUGCAUAUGCAGACUUAACCCACACACAUGGGCAGGUCUCACUGGACGUGUCAUGGCUGUACCACUGGCUCCUGACACAAUGCCCGGUGCUUAGUAGGUGCUCAAUAAAUAUAUUUGGAAUGGAUGAAUGAAUGUAAAUAUUUCUCUUUGUCCUCAUGAACCCAUCGGAAAGGAAUCAUAAAUUUGGCUCAUCACUGUUAAAGGACUGUUGUGGUUAGGAUUGUGUCCCUCCGUUCCGCAAAUUAUGUGUCAAAGCCCUAACCAUCCCCAGUACCUCAGAAUGUGACUAUGUUUGGAAAGAGGGUCUUUAAAGAGGUGAUUAAAGUAAAAUGAGGUCAUAUGGGUGGGUCCUAAUCCAACAUAAAGAAAUCAUAAAGAUCAUAAAGAAAUUAGGCCAGAGACAUGCACGCACACAGAAGAAAGGCCAUGUGAGGACACAGUGAGACAGUGGCCAUCUACCAGCCCCGGAGAGAGACCUCAGAGGAAACCAAACCUGCUGACACUUUGAUCUUGGACUUCCAGCCUCCGGGAACAUGAGAAAAUAACUUUGUUGGUUAAGCUGGCCAGUCUUUGGUAUGUUGUUACAACAGCUCUAGCGAACUCUUACGAUUGCCAAUCUCUGCCUCAGACCAUGGAAGAAGCGAUGUCAAAGAAACAUUUUUUCGUGGUUCGCAUUUCCCAUUCCCAUAUCAUAUAAGCCAGAAGAAAAUUGUUCUCAGUAUGUGUCUCGCGGUGCUUUGAAAUCCACAGUGUAUCUAUGUGACUGGCCUCGCUGUAAGAAAGCCCUUUGUGAGGUCAUCAUGUCACUCUUGCCAAAGCUGCACAGGUGGAGACAUGCAGGCUUUUAAAAACACUUGAGAAGACACCAUGCCUCACUUUGCAAACCCUCUUUUAAGAAACAUCAUCACCAGAAAUCCAUUCGAUAACAUCAAGAGGAAGCGAUGCCUCCAAUAUUUGAAAACGCUGAAAACACUGCAAAAUGAUGGAUUUAAGACCAUAUAUUUUGGAGAAACCAAUAUUGCCGAGAGUCUUGUCGCUGGAGAAGAUUUCAGGGACGGGUGUUUCAUGCAAACUCCAACUUGGUGUAUCGUGCAUGCCGGUGGUAGUCAAGGAUGGGUGCCUUGGAAGUACCAGACGUUCCUUAGAGAUGAGGUAUGCAUCAAACAGGAAGACAGCCUCUUCUCUGAGUUCUGUGAUGUGGCGAGGAAGGCCUACGGGAAGUGCGCCAUUGUGGUCAAAGAGAGAAGGCAGCGAGACAAGAAGAAGCCAGAGGAAGACAAAGAGCCAGAGGCCCAGAUCCAUGCCCCAUCGGUCAUUAACCUAAAGAGCCUUGUGUGUUGCCCGGAGGUAGCCAAGUCCUGUGGCCACGAACUACUCUCUCUGCCUUCCCUUUACAAUUACCUAAACCCUUUAGACUCAGCCUGGUCUUCUUUGAAAUGGUUUAUCAUCAAUAACAGAAAGGAGUUUUGCUUUCAGUACAUUGACAGUGUCUAUUCUUACCAGUACAUACUUGUCAGAGAUUUAAUUAGCAAAGGGAUCGAAAGGAUAAACCCAAGCAAAUGGAAAACACUAACCAACAAAGUGCGGAGAUGGGAAAACUACUAUCUUGGUAAAUUUUCUUAAGGGUGAUUCCUCUAACAAGCGGUUGGGACCAUGCUACGGGCAGUCUUUACCAACUCUGCUGGGCUCGACUCUGGACCACUGCAGCCAAAGAUACUUCAACAACGACCUCACAGGGAUGCUGUGAGGACUGAGGUUUCUAAGGGUGUUGGCAAAGUGCUGUAGGUUUACUGGAGGUUGCAUUAAAAAUUGUUGGUGAAUUAG
Messenger RNA from Acinonyx jubatus (cheetah), 2265 nucleotides. It is a transcript of the gene CC2H21orf140, whose product is annotated as chromosome C2 C21orf140 homolog. Bases 1309 to 2064 code for a protein of 251 amino acids. The record is from RefSeq and is a predicted model, not a curated record. Lineage: Eukaryota; Metazoa; Chordata; Mammalia; Carnivora; Felidae. The transcript has a single exon.